Molecule: messenger RNA, 2165 nt
Organism: Microtus oregoni (creeping vole)
Lineage: Eukaryota; Metazoa; Chordata; Mammalia; Rodentia; Cricetidae
Gene: Vstm5
Product: V-set and transmembrane domain containing 5
Exons: 4
Coding region: 301-900 (199 amino acids)
Biological process (GO): filopodium assembly; positive regulation of excitatory synapse assembly
Cellular component (GO): axon; plasma membrane; dendrite
Source: RefSeq, a predicted model, not a curated record
GUGCGUACCUUCCCAUUAUCCCAUAUCUUUCCAUAUUCAUAGUCCUUCCUUCUCUCACUUCUCCCUCCCUUUCCCCUUCCUCCUUUCUUCCCUCUCUCCGGGGGAACUGGUUCAACCAGAGUACAACCUGGUCAUCUACCUCUAGCGCUGGAGCAGCUGCAGGAGCUGGGACGUGCCGAGCAGCAGCGGAGCUGAGGCUAGGGAGGCCAGGCUGGCUCACUGCGGGGCGCCGAGGACGAGCAGACGGCCCGGCCGCCUCCUGGAGGCCCAUGCGGGGCCGGUACAGCCCGCUGUUCGUUCAUGAGGCCGCCGUGGUGCGGGAGGAGGACCCGCGGCAUCCCGCUGGGGCUGCUCGCGCUCUGGGUGGCCGCCGCCCGCUGUCUGCAGAGUCAUGGGGUGUCACUGUACAUCCCCCGGUCAGCCAUCAAUGCCACGGUCCAGGAAGACAUCCUGCUCUCGGUGGAGUACUCCUGCCAUGGAGUGCCCACAAUCGAAUGGAAGUACACAUCAAACUGGGGUGAGCAGAAGAUAGUGGAGUGGAAGCCGGGGACCCCAGCCAAUGUCUCCCAAAGCCACACAGACAGAGUCUGCACCUUCGACAAUGGUUCCAUCCAGCUCUUUGGUGUGGGCGUGAGGGACUCUGGCUACUACAUCAUCACUGUCACGGAGCACCUGGGGAGCAGACAGUUCGGCACGAUCAUGCUGCAUGUGUCUGAGAUCCGCUAUGAAGACCUCCACUUUGUCGCUGUCUUCUUUGCUCUGCUGGCCGCUGUGGCUGUGGUGCUCAUCAGCUUCAUGUGGGUCUGCAACCAGUGUGCACACAAAUUCCAGAGGAAGAGGAGACACAAGCUCAGAGAAAGCACCACCGAGGAGCUUGAAAUGAAAGAUGUUGAGUGUUAGCCAAGACUGUGCCCAAUUACACUGCUACCUCAAGAGAAAAACAGUAUUUUCCAGUUGGAGGAACAGACAGAGGCAAUCCUCGCCGCAGCCUCUGGCCAUCCUUUUCUGACAGAGACAGCUGCAAGAUCAGAAAGCUGUUGGGGGAGCCUGAGGCUACGACUCACUAUAGGAAGCCGCUCUAGGACUUGCACGUAGGAACAGACCAACUGAGGCUUUAGGCCGGGAACUUUUCUCAAUUGCAGCUUCAGAACCGCACUGAUCCUUAACCAAUGACACCGGCAGGCACCAGAAGCUGCUUGCAGUACUGGCUCUGAUCCCAUGCUGGCCUGCUGGAGGAGUCCCUGUCCCCAGGGUCAGAGUGUCUGCAGAGAGGCUCAUUGCAGCCUGCGUUGGGACGUGCUCUCUGUGUCUGCCCGCAAACUGCUGCAGCUUCCGUCUCCAUCCUCCGUUGCAUACACACGACUGUGCAGACAGUGUGAGCAAGCCUGAGGCUCUGAGCCGGUCUCGUGAGGUCGAGUGCUGCACCUCAGGGAGCCGAACUGAGUACACCAGGGAAGCAGAAGAUGGCGUUCCCAUCCUCUCUCACACAAAAUUAAUCAGGUGGCCUAACCUUGGGUUUAGUGUGAGGAACGUGCGACUUGUGUUGACCAAGGCAGUUCGAUGGGGGGUACAAAGGAAACUACUGUAAGGUCAGGCUUCCUUCGGUUUCAUCCUAUCCAGUCACCAACGCUCGGCCUCCAGUCAGAUCCCGGGCUAAAGAUGUGGCCACGCCUACCUCACAGGGCAUGAGGAGAAGCCACCAUUAGGCUUCUCGGAGUGAUUAAGAAAAGCAUGAGAGGGCUGGAGAGAUGGCUCAGUGGUUAAGAGUAUUGCCUGCUCUUCCAAAGGUCCCAAGUUUAAUUCCCGGCAACCACAUGGUGGCUCACAACCAUCUGUGAUAAGGUCUGGCGCCCUCUUCUGGCCUGCAGACAUACACACAAGUAGAAUAUUGUAUACAUAAUAAAUAAAAAAAUAUGUAUUUAAAAAAAAAGAAAGAAAAGCAUCAGAAUCCCUGAAGCAUCUGGAAAGCUAUGUAGGAAAGUGCUGUAUUGAGUAGUAGCGGUCUGAGGCCCUGGGAUGGAGCCAGAGAGAAGGUUCAGCACUAAGCGCCCUUGCGCUCUCACAGAGGACCCAGAUUCAGUUUCGAGUGCCCACACGGUGGCUCAUAACCGUCUGUAACUCCAGUUCCAGGGGAUCUGAUGCUCUCUUCUGGUCUCCAUGCAUGC